AUGUUUGUGAAAGCAAAGCUCACACUGGCCAGGUCCCUGACCAAUCACAACACACCUUACUAUCAGGUCCUGGACCCAACUCCUCACAGCUCACACUGGCCAGGUCCCUGGACCAAUCACAACACACCUUACUAUCAGGUCCCUGGACCCAACUCCUCAGCUCACACUGGCCAGGUCCCUGGACCCAACUCCUCACAGCUCACACUGGCCAGGUCCCUGACCAAUCACAACACACCUUACUAUCAGGUCCCUGGACCAAUCACAACACACCUUACUAUCAGGUCUCUGACCAAUCACAACACACCUUACUAUCAGGUCCCUGGACCAAUCACAACACACCUACUAUCAGGUCCUGGACCAAUCACAACACACCUUACUAUCAGGUCCCUGGACCAAUCACAACACACCUUACUAUCAGGUCCCUGGACCAAUCACAAUACACCUUACUAUCAGGUCCCUGGACCAAUCACAACACACCUUACUAUCAGGUCCCUGGACCAAUCACAACACACCUUACUAUCAGGUCCCUGGACCCAACUCCUCACAGCUCACACUGGCCAGGUCCCUGGACCAAUCACAACACACCUUACUAUCAGGUCCCUGGACCAAUCGCAACACACCUUACUAUCAGGUCCCUGGACCCAACUCCUCACACUGGCCAGGUCCCUGGACCCAACUCCUCACACUGGCCAGGUCCCUGGACCCAACUCCUCACAGCUCACACUGGCCAGGUCCCUGGACCAAUCACAACACACCUUACUAUCAGGUCCCUGGACCAAUCACAACACACCUUACUAUCAGCUGUGUUUUCCAGUGAGCCUCCAGACCAGAGAUGGUUUGGUCAGCGGAGGACCUGUGGUCGACUGUAGAGGACUGUUAGAGAAUGAGGGGCCUGUGUUUGAGAGCUGUUUCAGUGAGGAGCCGCUGCCGUACUCAGACCCCACGGGCGCCGCUGGGGGCGGGACCUGUCCACCGGAUUCACCCAACCAGGAGAACCGGCUCCAGGCUCAGCGAAUCAGAGGCCAGGAUUCCCAAAGACACACCCACACCCCUCAGAACCGACCGCAUGGCAACCAAUCACCUGAUCUGCCUGAGGGAUACGAGCAGCGCACCACGGUGCAGGGACAGGUGUAUUUUCUUCACACACAGACGGGAGUCAGCACCUGGCAUGACCCACGCAUACCCAGGGACCUGGCCAGUGUGAGCUGUGAGGAGUUGGGUCCGCUGCCGGCCGGCUGGGAGGUGAGGAGCACGGUGUCGGGAAGGAUCUACUUUGUGGAUCACAACAACCGAACAACGCAGUUCACUGACCCCCGGCUACACACCAUCAUCAGCCAACACUCCCAGGUGAAGGAUUCGUCUCAGCCGCUGGGUGGGGGAGGCGGGAGAGAGAUGGAGGUGGGAGGGGAGGAGGGAGGAGAAGGGGAGGUGACACUGCGUUAUGAGAGAGACCUGGUCCACAAACUGAAGCUGCUCCGACACGAGCUGUCACUACAGCAACCACAGGCCGGACACUGUCGCAUAGAGGUCUCACGAGACGAGAUCUUUGAGGAGUCUUAUCGUCAGAUCAUGAAGAUGAGACCCAAGGAUCUGAAGAAACGACUGAUGGUGAAGUUUAGAGGAGAGGAAGGACUGGACUACGGAGGAGUGGCAAGGGAGUGGCUGUACCUGCUGUGCCAUGAGAUGUUGAACCCGUACUACGGCCUGUUCCAGUACUCAACAGACAACAUUUACACACUACAGAUCAACCCUGACUCCUCUAUCAACCCUGACCACCUGUCGUAUUUCCACUUUGUGGGUCGUGUGAUGGGCCUGGCAGUGUUCCACAGUCACUAUAUCAACGGAGGCUUCACCCUGCCCUUCUACAAGCAGCUGCUGGGCAAACCUAUUAUGCUACAAGACCUGGAGACCACUGAUCCUGAACUUCACAAGAGUCUGGUCUGGAUACUGGAGAAUGACAUCUCGUCGGUUCUAGAUCAUACGUUCUGCGUGGAACACAGUGCCUUCGGGAAGUUCCUUCAACACGAGCUGAAACCCAACGGUCAGAACCUCCCGGUAACCGAGGACAACAAGAAGGAGUACGUGAAGCUUUACGUUACCUGGAGGUUUAUGAGGGGGAUCGAGGCUCAGUUCUUAGCUCUGCAGAAAGGAUUCAGCCAACUGAUUCCUCAACACCUCCUCAAACCAUUUGACCACAAGGAGCUGGAGGACCAUGGCUCCCAGUACUGCAGUGACCUGAGACCUGAUGCCUUGAGGGGCUACUUUAGCAGUCAGAGGAUCUCUGACCUGGACCUGAUGCCUUUAGCUCCCAGUACUGCACUCAGUGGGCUACAGGACCACGGCUCCCAGUACUGCAGUAUGAGUGAUCUCUGA
Oncorhynchus nerka (sockeye salmon) is the source of this 2373-nucleotide messenger RNA. Its product is annotated as E3 ubiquitin-protein ligase SMURF1-like. Gene Ontology annotation, cellular component: cytoplasm. Gene Ontology annotation, biological process: proteasome-mediated ubiquitin-dependent protein catabolic process; negative regulation of BMP signaling pathway; protein polyubiquitination. Bases 1 to 2373 code for a protein of 790 amino acids. The record is from RefSeq and is a predicted model, not a curated record. The transcript has 13 exons. Lineage: Eukaryota; Metazoa; Chordata; Actinopteri; Salmoniformes; Salmonidae. Gene Ontology annotation, molecular function: protein binding; ubiquitin protein ligase activity.